Annulohypoxylon truncatum is the source of this 718-nucleotide messenger RNA. RefSeq lists its product as uncharacterized. Gene Ontology annotation, cellular component: nucleus. The transcript has a single exon. Gene Ontology annotation, molecular function: zinc ion binding; DNA-binding transcription factor activity, RNA polymerase II-specific. Gene Ontology annotation, biological process: regulation of DNA-templated transcription. NCBI's taxonomy places the organism in Eukaryota, Fungi, Ascomycota, Sordariomycetes, Xylariales, Hypoxylaceae. The record is from RefSeq and is a predicted model, not a curated record. The coding region runs from base 270 to 506 and encodes 78 amino acids.
CCGAAUUAUGGUUGGAGUCAUUUGUCACGUGCCUCCUCGAUCGAUACCACUUCCUUAACAUGUGUACCUAGUGCAUUGCCCCACCUAAAGUUGAGGAUCCAAGAGCUAAGCUUAGCUUACAGACUUCAAUCGUAGUCAUCAACACAAGCUUUGCGGUUGCUUGGGGAGUAACUGAUUGGUUGAAGAGUUUAGUUGGCCGUUUGUAAUAAGUUGAAAAUUCGCUAAUGCUCACCAUGGUUGGUCAAUGAACUCAGGGCUCCCUUUCCAAGAUGGUCCGGGAAUGUGAGUUCUGCCGCAGACGUAAGAUCAAAUGUGACACCAUCAAGCCGACCUGCAGCCCGGGUCGCCGCAAUAACAGGUCGUGUAUUUAUCACAACAGCCCGCAGAAGCAACGUCCUUCCGCAGCUCUUAUCAAGUCUCUUAGAAAUGAAAAAGCAGCUUUAGAGAAUGUUUUACAUAGUUACAGGACCCUGUUUUGCACCACAGCUUCCCUACCUAUAUUUUAGGACUGACCCUACUAGCUCAGUGUACCGAAUACACUGUUCUGGGUGCCAGUUCAAAUACAGGCAAGCCGCCAGUAAGCACCUCCACCACCGAAACGGAGCCUUUAUCUCUUACCUACCUAUGCAGGCUGCUAAAGAAACUAUGUUCGUCACCAAACCAACGAACUCGACGGCCUAUUUGACACCUCUCAGAUUUUUACCUGCCCAUCAUCAUC